GCGUCUUUGUCAUUGAUUUCGUACUUUUCGUACCAAUAUUUUUCAAAUUUCUCAUAAUAGUCACAAUACUUUUAACGACUAAAGGUGAAUUUGCAUUUAGAUUUCAAGCUGUAGUCAAAUCGUUUUAUGAACUGCAUUGUUAUCAUAUCAUGCAGAACUUACAGUCAUUGUAAACAACAUCUCAUUGUGCAAACUGCAAUCAUAAUCAUAGUGCAACGAAAAAUAUUUUAUAGUUUAUUACUGUGUUUGUAUAAAAUACAAAACUACAGAAUAACUUUAGCAUUGUACAUUAAGCAAGCAUGGACUUCAGUUCGCUCAAUCCAAACACUUCCAACCCAUUGAACAUAGCUGCAAGGAAAAACGAUUUUCAAAAUGUGCACCGUUUGUUGAAGAAAGUGAAUCCUAAUUGUGUGGAUAAUAGAGGAUGGACCUGCCUUCACGAAGCCGCCGCUAAUGACAGCUAUCAGAGCUUGGUGCUCAUUCUUAAGCACCCUGACUGCAGACCUUUAGCAGAGACGCAUGAAGGCCACACAGCUUUAUACUUAGCUUGUCGUCAUCACAGUUCUUUGCAAACUGUUAAAGCUUUAUUAGACAGUGCUGAAGAUAUUGCCAACUACGGCAGCACUGAGAGCGUUACGCCUCUCCAUGUAGCUAGUACUCAAGGAAGAGUGGAAGUUAUACAGCUUUUAAUUGACCAUGGAGCGAUGAUAGAUGUACAAGAUUUUGACGGAGACACACCUUUGCAUGAUGCAGCUUUGGCAUCGAAGUUAAAGUCCGUAACUGCAUUAUUACAUGCAGGUGCUGAUCUGGCUAUUAAAAAUGAAACUGGUUACACACCGUUUCACUUAGCAUGUUUUAAAGGUGGAUUUGAUAUCAUAAAAGUGAUGCUACCUUUCGUUGAUGACAUAAAUGAAGUUACUGACAAUGGAGACACACCCGUAAUAAUAGCUUGUACUGGCAACAAUGAAAACAUUGUCCAGUUUUUGCUAGACAAUGGUGCUGAUCCUCAUAUAAAGAAUAAAGAUGGUUUCUCAGCUUUAUAUGUAGCACUUAAUGAUGGUUGUGAUGAAAUAUUUAGUCUACUUUUGGGUGUUACAAACAAAGAUGAGAUAAACAAAGAUUUUAUUUUGUUAGCAUGUAAGCCACACUACUACAAAUAUAAGAUUCUAGAGAGUUUAUUAAAUCAUGACCUGGGGCCAGAAUUCUUCGACUUCUACGAGGAGUUUCUUGUUACGCUGGAGCGUAUUGGCGGUCUGCAACCUUAUUACCAGUCCAAUGCUCCAUUAAACUCUUACAUGAAUAUUUGUGAAUAUAUUUACAAUAGUGCAUUUGAGGCUUUUAGGAAAUUCUUUUACUUGUUCCUCAUGAAUGGUGUUGCGGUAAAUGCUCUGCGAAGGGAAGAAUGCCCUCCACUUGUGUACAUACAUUACUCUGGCCAUAGCAGUUGUUUUGAAGAGGUAUUCAAAAUACUCAUAGAGCACAACUGCAAUGUAGACUACUCAAGCCUAUCCACAGACAGCGAACAGCUAAUACUCCCGGAUGCCUUCAUUGCCUCCGUCACUUCUGAUCCCACUACAACUCUUGUGAUGCUGCCAUUCAGUUUGCACUGUGAACCUGAUCACCUGCUGACUUUUACUCAUAACUGUGGCUGGUUGAGCAGGAUACCUGUUCAAGUACAAAAACAAUUACUAUCCUUUAUACAUAACAAUACAGACAAUAUCAAAGCAGAGUGCUUGUCACUGUACGUGCCGCCAUUAAAACACUUGUCUAGGUUACAAAUAAGAAGUGUUUUAAGAACUUGUGGAAUAAAGACAACUGAAAAGUUUCUACAAGCUUUAGAAAUGUUGCCUAUACCACCUUUAUUGAAACGCUAUUUAAGAUACCUUUGAUAUUAUCUACAUCCACACUGAGAUAUCAAAAACUAGACUUUGUGACGUUCCACGGUAAAGGUACUUUAUGGCGGUUGCCGUUUACGCAAUUAAUAACGACCAAAGAUAGAUAUAACUCCGUAAUAGAUGGAUCAUAGAGUAACUUAUACUAGAGCGGUACUGUCAUAGUAAAUUUUGUAACCCCAGUAAAUUCACUGCCAUCUGUCGACACACUUUAAAACUAAAAAUGAAGAUUUAUAAAAAUACGAUAAAAUGUAUUUAAAUAUGGAUAAAUGAUUUUUUUUAUUUGCAUUAAUUAUUUUUAUGAUUUUGACCCAUGUUCUUUCACUGAUAUGCGUUAAAAUUGUUAAAUAACAAACGAAACCGUCAACGCCAUCUAUACCACAGUAGGCCAAAGCUAGUAGCGCCCUCUGAACGAGAAUCAAAUUUUCUCGAUUUUCGAGGCACGUUUUUUCCUUAGACUGUAUCCAUCUAUUACGGAGUUAUAUCUAUCUUUGGAUGGAUACAGUCUAAGGAAAAAAAGUGCCUCAAAAAUCACGAAAAUUUGAUUCUCGAUCAGAUGGCGCCACUAGUUUCGGCCAACUCUCGUAUAGAGGGCGUUGACUGUUUCGUUUGUUAUUUAUAAUUUUAACGCAUACCAGUGAAAGAACAUGGGUCAAAAUCAUAUAAAAAUAAUUAAUGCAAAUAAAAAAAUCAUUUAUCCAUAUUUAAAUACAUUUUAACGUAUUUUUAUAAAUCUUCAUUUUUAGUUUUAAAGUAUUUCGAUAGAUGGCAGUGAAUUUACAGUGGUUACAAAAUUUACUAUGACAGUACCGCUCAAUCUUAUUAUAUCCUCAUUGAUAACGACGCUCCAAUAGCCAAUACUAAUGCGGGCGCCACGCGACGUAAGCGCCAACCGCCAUGAGGUACCUUUACCACACGUCACAUUUUAAAAUGAAACAUAUUGCACAAAUAAAUAAUUUAUUAAAAAAGAUAUACAAAGUUUUGUAAUGAUUGGCGUAAAUGAAAAUAUUCGCUUAUAUAGUCAUAUAUACAUAAUUACAAUAUCAUACACAUAAUGCCUGAAGAUUCAAUGCUUGCUUCAUUUGAAGUUUGCACCGUUCGCCAUGAAGUCUUCUAUUUCAGCCACACUGUGAUAUAAAAAUAUGUUUAAUAAAUUGUAAGAAUCUGAA
Messenger RNA from Cydia strobilella, 3061 nucleotides. Its product is annotated as ankyrin-1-like. Gene Ontology annotation, biological process: intracellular signal transduction. The transcript has 3 exons. Gene Ontology annotation, molecular function: protein binding. The coding region runs from base 300 to 1889 and encodes 529 amino acids. NCBI's taxonomy places the organism in Eukaryota, Metazoa, Arthropoda, Insecta, Lepidoptera, Tortricidae. The record is from RefSeq and is a predicted model, not a curated record.